This is a messenger RNA of Sparassis crispa, 1032 nucleotides long. RefSeq lists its product with no specific name. The coding region runs from base 1 to 1032 and encodes 343 amino acids. The record is from RefSeq and is a predicted model, not a curated record. Lineage: Eukaryota; Fungi; Basidiomycota; Agaricomycetes; Polyporales; Sparassidaceae. The transcript has 4 exons.
AUGACACAUGCAGCUGCCAAUGUCCCGUUCUAUGCGCGAUGUACACCAGAGGAAGUCCAGCAUCAUGCGAAGUCAACCGCUGAAGGCUUGUACUCCCUGCUACCAAUCGAAAUCUUCUGGAGAGACCGUCAAGUUUAUCUCGAACAGCAUGGCUAUCUACUCCGGCCACGAUUCAGGCCAGGUUGGUCUCCCUCAUGGCUUGGUACGGAUAUCGCUCCCAACUUCUGCGAGGACUCCAUCUGCAUGUUGGCUCGACAUGUAAUGGAUGCAGUGAAAGAAGAUGGCGGAGAACUGGUGUCCCUGAAAAGCGUGGAGAGGGACGGGAAUGAAGUUCGUAUCGCGCAAUAUCUCUUCAAGUCAGACGCUCGUUCAGAUCCCCUGAAUCAUUGCGUGCCCGUCGUGGAUGUCCUUCAAGAUCCAUUAGAUCCGAAGCUGUCCAUUCUUAUCAUGCUAUACCUGAGACCGUUUAAUGAUCCCGAGUUUGGGACGAUCGGAGAGGCGGUGGAAUUUAUGAGGCAAACACUAGAGGGACAUCAUCCUGUGAGGAUUGAGACAAGUCGGGAUGGUACGCGUACGUUAUCCCCAUUAUCUCGGUCGGACCAUCCUGUCCGGUAUUACUAUAUCGACUUCGGCAUUUCAUCGUACAUUGAGAAAGGCACGUCCCCGUAUGUGCUUGGUAGACGCGGCCGAGACAAGGAACUGCCCGAGCUUUCCUCGGAGGUCCCGUAUAAUGCCUUUAAGGCCGAUCUAUUCAUCUUGGGAAAUCUCUAUAAGAAAGAAUUUCUCCAAACAUACCUUGAUCUUGAGUUUCUCCAACCUUUGGUGCAGGUUAUGACAGCGCACCAACCAGACCAGCGACCAACUGCCGAAGGCGCAUUCUCGAUAUUCGAGGCCAUUCGGCACGCACUAGAUGGCUCUUUGCUACGCUGGCGCUUACGACGAAAAGAGGAAACAGCGCCCGAGCGCGUGGUAUAUGACACUGUAGCUGCUGCUAGAGAGGGGAUUUAUCGUCUGCGGCACCUCAUGAAAUGA